AUGGGAAGUCUUAUUCUGAUUAACGAUGUCUCGAAUGACGGCAGCUACUCACGUUACGAGGAGCUGGGUUCAGUCGGUACACCAGGGCAGGGCUGCCAGUUGCCAGGCUUCAUCGGACUAAGGCCCCUCCCCAGAUUGAGGAAAGCAGAGCGCUCCCUGGAUAGGGCUGCUUUGUCGUCAACUGAGCUGCCGAACCAGCCCCCCGUCUCAAGCGGGACAUGGAGCGACCAUCACCAGAAGACCGCCUACGUGCAGCUGCUAACUAAGGACGUCUUGACCCAAUUGAAUGUUCCCGGGGAGCGGCGACCAGUCCCGGGGGACUGGGCGGCGCAGCACCGGGGGCUUCAAGCGACGCGCGACGAUUACACUGUCAGUGUUGAGGGUACACCACACCACAUUACUACACAGCGACAUCUAGCGCACUACAUUAACAACAGCACCAAUCACGAGCAAGAGUCUACAUCGCGCUAUAAGAGUUUUCAACACAAUCAGCACCCAUACAGAUAUCCCGACAACAACCGUCGGGCAGUAGCCCACCAGGCACGAACACCUCGCCUGGUCGGAGGAUCCUCCCUUUUCAAUGGAGGAUGA
Molecule: messenger RNA, 591 nt
Organism: Spodoptera exigua (beet armyworm)
Lineage: Eukaryota; Metazoa; Arthropoda; Insecta; Lepidoptera; Noctuidae
Source: the annotation of a GenBank genome assembly